This is a messenger RNA of Erpetoichthys calabaricus (reedfish), 4474 nucleotides long. Its product is annotated as zinc finger protein 420-like. Lineage: Eukaryota; Metazoa; Chordata; Cladistia; Polypteriformes; Polypteridae. The transcript is spliced from 4 exons. The record is from RefSeq and is a predicted model, not a curated record. Bases 80 to 3121 code for a protein of 1013 amino acids.
GGCUGCCCAUGUGAGAAGGGAAUCUUAGAAGAGAAGAGAGGAGCAGUCACUCAGGGCAGAGAAGAGUUUCCCACAGAUCAUGGCCUCCGCCAACAGCGAGCACGUGGAUGACAGACCGGCACGCAUUAAGCAAGAGGAUUCUGAGUCGGGUGAAUUCGCACGUCUGUGUGUGAAGUCUGAGGAUUGGGAAGAAAGCAUUUCAGUCUUUAAGGAAGAGGAGUUUGAGAGGGAAAUUGUUCUGCCACACCAUGAAAGUGGGAAUAUUUUCAAGCAAGAGGUUUGUGAAGACUCUCAUUCCAGUGCUCUGCCCAGGCUCAGUAAUCCAGGACCACCGACUACCAGGCAGAAUGCUGUGGAACUGAAAGCUGAGUCAUCGGAGUCUGAGGAGAACAUUGCCGAGGGAAACGGGAGAGAAGCGGAAGAGCAGCCGCCAUCUUGGCGUGUUGGCACAGGUUCACAGGAUGAUGGCAGCUUCUCCCCGUCUUCAUUUGCUCAGCCCUCUCUUCAGUACGGACUGCAGCACAAACAUGACAAUGAGAAGAUGAAGAAAUCAACAAGUAAAUCAGACAAUUUGACCCCAGACUCUUUGCAGUAUUGUUCUCCUUCUGUUGUCAAACAAAGAAGGACUGAAGCAGUCGACCCUGAUCAGCACAUGCAUAAGCACAUCAUCCACUCUGAAAAGAAACACUAUUGUUGUUCUGAAUGUGGCAAACAUUUCUCACGACGAAGCCAUCUUCAGCGCCACAAGAAAAUCCACACUGGAGAGAAACCUUAUUGCUGUUCUGAAUGUGGGAAGCGAUUCUCUGAAAGUAGCAAUCUUCAACAGCACAAACGGAUUCAUACAGGUGAGAGGCCGUAUUGCUGUUCUGAAUGUGGCAAACGAUUCACUGACAGUAGCACCCUUCGACAGCACACACAGAUUCAUACUGGAGAAAAGCCAUUUGGUUGUACUGAAUGUGGUAAACAAUUCUCACAUGUGAGCUAUCUUCAUAGGCACACGAGAAUUCACGUUGGAGAGAAACCCCAUUGCUGUCCAGAAUGUGGCAAACGAUUCUCACGACUGAGCCAUCUUCAGAGGCACACAAGAUUCCACAAUGGAGAGAAGCCAUAUUGCUGUACUGAAUGUGGGAAACGAUUCUCUGACAGCAGCAAUCUCCAACAGCAUACCCGAAUUCAUACCGGAGAGAAACCUUAUUGCUGUUCUGAAUGUGGGAAACGGUUCUCUGACAGUAGCACACUUCGACAGCACACACGCAUUCAUACAGGAGAGAAGCCAUUUGGGUGUUCUGAAUGUGGUAAGCAAUUCUCACAAUUAAGUCAUCUUCAGAUCCACACAAGAAUCCACACUGGGGAGAAGCCCCAUUGCUGUCCAGAAUGUGGAAAGCGAUUCACACAAGUAAGCAAUUUUCAAAGCCACAAAAAGAUCCACACUGAAGAAAACCCUUAUUGUAGUUCUGAAUGUGGCAAAGAAUUUCUCAAAAGUAACUGUCUUCAAAAACACCUAAUAAUUCACAAUGGAGAGAAAGUGUACGGCCGUGUAGUGGGUUGUCUUCACGGUCUCCAGAAAGGAUCCAUAGAUGAAAGGAGUGGAGAUUUGGUGAAAGAGAAGCGUUUGCCACAAAGCAUGGCCUCAGCCAAACGGGACAGCAUGGAAGAAGUUCUGGCACAUGUUAAGCAAGAGGACUGUGAGUGGGAUGCCCAAGAGGACAUGCAGAUGAAGCUGGAGGACUGCGAAGGAAGAGUUUUCGUGUUUGAAGAGGACUCUGAGGGUGUGAAUGUUGAGGUUAAACGUGAGGAUUCGAACGAUUUCUCGCUUGGUCUCGGCCUGCGGAACCAUGAGACUGGGAACAUUUUCAAGCCAGAUGUUCCGGAAGGCCCUCACUCCGAUCUACAGCCCUGCUUCAGUAAUUCGGGACAACUGCCUAUCCAGCAGCAUUUAAUGGGAAUGAAAUCGGAGGUGUCUGAGAUUGAGGAGAACAUCAGUGAAGGGAAUGGGAGAGAGACAGAAGAGCAGCAGGCAUCUGGGAAUGUGAGAAUAAAUUUCCUGGAGAAUGGUAGCUUCUUCCAAUCUUCAUUUUCUCAGAUUUCUCUUCCGUACCGACUGGAACAGAACCAGAUCAAUCAGAAUAUGAAGAAAUCAACAAGAGGAUCAGAGCAUUUAACAGCAGCCUCUCUGGUGUGUGGUUCUCUUACUGCUGGGAAACAAACGGGGACGGGAACCAUUGACAGUGACCGACAAGUGCAUAACGCAGAUCAGAAGGCCUCAUGUGUUGGUCGAGAGCGUGGAAAAAUGUUCAAAACCAAAUCUGACUGUUCAGGCUACAAGUCGAAUCACACAAAAGUGAAAUCAUAUUGUUGUUCUGAAUGUGGCAAAGUAUUCUUUUGCAGUAGCCAUCUUGUAAACCACACACGAAUUCAUACUGGAGAGAAGCCCUUUAGCUGCUUUGAGUGUGGCAAACGAUUUGCUGACAUCAGCACUCUUCAGAAGCACAUACACAUUCAUACAGGAGAGAAGCCAUUUUGCUGUUCUGAAUGCGGCAAAAGAUUCUGUUACAAAGGGCAACUGCAGAGACAUGCAAGAAUUCAUACUGGAGAAAAGCCCUAUCGGUGUUCCGAGUGUGGUAAAGCGUUCUCUGACGUUAGCUCUCUUCACAAGCACACACGGAUUCAUACAGGAGAGAAGCCAUAUUCUUGUUCUGAAUGUGGCAAAAGAUUUAUCUGCAAUGGCAAUCUUCAACGGCAUGCAAGGGUCCACACAGGGGAGAAGCCAUAUUGCUGUUCUGAAUGUGGCAAAAGAUUCUCAAACACCAGCGGUCUUUGGCAGCACACAAGAAUUCAUACUGGAGAGAAGCCCUAUGGCUGUCCUGCAUGUGGCAAAAGAUUCAGUUACAGUAGCGCUUUUCGUAAGCACACACAAAUUCAUACUGGGGAGAAGCCAUAUGGCUGCUCUGAAUGCGGCAAAAAGUUUCUCUAUAAAUCUAUUCUUCAGAACCACAUAAGAAUUCACACAGACAAGAAGCCAUAUUGCUGUUAUGAAUGUGGGAAAAAUUUCUUCAGUGAAAGAGGUCUUCACAAUCAUUCAAAAAUGCAUAGUGCAAAGGAACCUAUUGCUGAUGAGUAAUUUCCACCGACACUUCACAAUCUGCAGUGCAGAGAAGACUUAUUGUUGUCUUGAGUGUGGUAAUCGAUUCUCAAAUGGCAGUGGACUUCAUUAACUGUAAAGUAGUUUAUACUUGUGAGAAUCUUCCUAGCUGUUUUGAUUGUGGCAAGAGUUUUCCACACUAAAAGACUCUUUAAGGCCACACGUCAAAGGUCAAUGAGGGCCCAUACUAGAAUUAUGGAAGCCAAGGUGAUAGAAGAAAAAAAGCAGUGAUGCAAAAAAACACUCAAUGACUCAAGACUGAGCGUCACUCCUGUCCUGAAAGUAAGCAACCCAAGUCACUGCUGAGAAUUAACUCCGAGAACUUGCAAGAUUAUAAGGAGAGUGUGUAAGAGACACAAUGAAGAGGUUAAUGUUAAAGCCAUAUAUGGUUUUGCUUAAGCCGAGUAAAAUGUAAAUGUUCUGUAGUUACACAGAUACUUGAAGACUUCUGUUUCCUCCUCAAUAAGGUUAGUGGACAUUCCAGACACUCGUCUCAUAUUUCUGAUAUAACGGCAAAUGAUCUCAGUUAGCUACAAACACGGCCUGUUAGAUGAGAUUAUUUGCUUACAAAUGGAUGGUCCGAGAGGCAUGUGGCUUUCUGACUGCAUGAUAUUUAAAUUACCAAAGUAACUGUCUGAAUAUAGGAAUAUGGUAACUGCAAGAGACGUUAUAUUUGUAUACCGUAAACUGAAACGUCUCUCACAAGAACUUUUUUUCUUAAUUGUUUCUGGUUUGAAUUUCACUAAACCUUUAAAACAAAGGCACGUAGACUUUUUAUUUUCUUGUAGAUGGCAUACCCAAUGCUCAGAACUUUCCAGUAGCUGCAGGAUUUUGGAAAACCUCAAAAAUUGCAACUCAAUUUGUUAGAAUUAUAUAUAUAUAAAAUGUGUGUGUGUGUGUGUGUGUAUAUAUAUAUAUGUCUAUGUCAGCGGUUCUCAAACUGUGGUGCACGUAACAAAAAAGGGGGCACGAAUGUUGCCAUAUGUGGCGUAAUUUCGCUAUUCGUAGGGAAAUUUUAAACUUGUAGCGGUGUAUCGGCAGCAAAAAAUAUAGGAAUACAUUUUAUUAUGGUUUCAAAAAAACGUUAAGGGGGCACGGUUAAAACUGUUAUGAAAACUCGGGUCGCAAAUACUUAAAGGUUGAGAAACGCUGGUAUAUGUGAUAUAUUUUCUGCCAAACAAUACAAAGAGUACAUAACAUGUUUCGCACUUAUUGAGGCUUGUCAGGUUUAUGCACUUUUGUAUCCCUCUACCGGGAUCGAACCUCAGACAUCAGUGCCAGACAUGGCCGACCAAUCACAAGAGUUACCUGGUAGGUAACCACCUAAUAAUC